This is a messenger RNA of Daphnia pulicaria, 3937 nucleotides long. RefSeq lists its product as uncharacterized. The transcript is spliced from 6 exons. Lineage: Eukaryota; Metazoa; Arthropoda; Branchiopoda; Diplostraca; Daphniidae. The coding region runs from base 584 to 2344 and encodes 586 amino acids. The record is from RefSeq and is a predicted model, not a curated record.
CAACUGGAUGUUAAUAGCCUUUGCCCGACGGUGAAAUAAAAUCGACGGUUGUCUUAUUCAGUCGAUUUCGGCCGAAUGUUGAUGUAAACACCUGCUGAUUUUUAUGCUUGAGUCCUGGAUUUAUUCGUAUAGGAAUGCAUUAGUCUUCCCAAGAGACUGUCGUUUCCUCAGUAGCUGAUUUCAUAAACAUUUUCUUCGAACAACUUAGACGGAACACAGUAACAGAAAGAGUCCUUUAUACCUCAAAGAAAAUACGACAUUUUGGAAUCGAAUCGGAGCAGACGACACGGUUGUUAUACAAUCUGGUAAGAAUAAGUCGACGUGCGUCAUCAAGCUAAAAAUCAGGGUCAUCUGCGAGCUGCUUCAAGUUAUUCACCCCGACAGUCAGCAGAAUCAGGUCAACUACUUGGAAGACCUUGUCUCAUUCCCACAGGAAUUUCACCUCCCAACUAACAGCUCCAUUUCCAACGAGUCUUCCCUCUACCUUUGCCCUCUUUAGUCGUCGAUUGAUCCUCCUGGUGCAUUCAACUCUCCGUCAUCAUCAGCUCCAAAUAAUUCUCAAUCGUCUCUCCAAAAUUCAGAAAUGGCUAAGCAAAUAAGUGUCCAGGAUUUCAUUUUUGAAGCCGUCACCAACAAGCAGAUGCCUGAACUGAAGAAACUGUUCGGUAAAUUCGACAAGGCCGGACAAAUGGAAUAUUUGCGUAAGCGCAACCAACUCGGAGAAACAGCGCUGGCAGUCGCCAUCAAGUUGAAACAUUACGAAAUGAUCGAGUGGUUGGUGAAACUCAUCAAAGAUUGCGUCAACAGGAGACUGUGCCGUUCCUUGUGUCUGCCCACCUUCUGUCAGAUUCGCAUCAACCAAAUAUCCGUUGUUGAGAUGAUGGAUUAUUUGCUGGACCCUUGGCUGCUGGAACCGCGGCAGGACGAGCUUAGUUGGCUCGAGUUUCUUUUCUAUUCCGUCAGGAUCAGUUCUGUCACUCAAAAGGAAAAGGCUCACCUGUUUGAGCUGAUCGGUUCCGCCUUCAUCUUUUACCAAGCGUCGAAGAAAUCCCGCAAGAUCGGAAAUAUCUAUAUCUAUGAUCGUGGAAUCGAGUGCUGGAAAAGCGCCAUCGGCGUGAGGAAAUCUCGUCUCGGUAGGCCGGCCAUCCCCAAGAUCCCGUACGAGCUAUCGGACACAGCCCGGAAGGCCUUCGUGAACAGUACCGAAUGGUCCGGAUUAGAAGAAAUGGAACAGUUCGAGAGAGAAGCCUUUUCGAUCUCUGAUUCCGGAUUGCCAGUUUGGAAAAUUGAAAGUUCCGAUUGGUAUUUCCAACUGCAGGUCCAGGCUCUUCUAGUGACCCAACGAAUCGCCUGCCAAGUGAAUUCCGGAAGAGCCGCCAGCCCCAAUUACUUUUAUCUGAAUCACUUGAUCCGUUUGGGUUGGGAGUGCAACAAACGGAAGCAUUUCGACCAAGCCAUCAGCAUUUGCUUCCUCUUAUUCGAGCAAUCCGCCGGAUUAAACCCGACGACAGUGUCACCUAAAUGCACAAACAUUUUCAUAGAAACGUUCGAUCUGUUGGGGAAUUGUUUCAAAAAUAUCAAAGAGACGGCCGGAACCACCAGCGAAGAAUUGUCGGUCGUCAACAUCCUGUCGGCUCUUAAGUAUUGCAUAGCCAUAGCCCAUUUGUUACCUGUGUCGUUCGCCGAGAAUAAGGAUCGCAAUCGUCGCAAAGUGAAACUGUUAUCCGUUUACGAUUUCGUCUUGUUUCUGUCCGAUCUGAAGCUGAGCAAAAUGGAACACCAACAGCUGGAAGAAAACCUUUCGCUCUACGUCCGUCACGUCGUUCAUCGAGGAUCGUGCCAACUCCUUCACGCUGCAGUUAACCAGGCCAUCUGGUAUCACGAAAUCGUUAGCCAGGAUGUGAUCCAGCUGCUGUUUAGCGUCGGCGUCAAUCCAAACGCCACCAACAAAAAGGGGAAAACUCCGCUCCACGUUUUGGCUGAGAGUUGGAAUUGGACUCGGCUGUCCAGUUCCGAUUGGGAUCAGUUUCCUGAGCGAGAAUUCUCGAUCCUGUUUCGGUCGAUAGUCAACGCCGGUGGUCAUCUGGAUCAGGCCACUCCGGGUGGCCAAACAGUUCUCAGUAUCCUGAAGGAAAUCCGCGCUAAACAUUCUCUCCUUGCCAUUCCGUUCGAUCCUUAUCUGGAUUCACUCGUCAAUGUCGUCUUGCCGCUCUCCUGCUAUUGCGCAACAGCCAUACGGCGAAAUGGAAUUCCGUACGAAGAUGAAUUGCAACUACCCCGUCGUCUUCACUCGUUUGUUCACCGUCACAGUGCGCUGAAAGUGGAUAACAGCAGCUCAAUGUAGGAAAGAUUGGCCAGAGAAAACAACGGGAUCGCAUUGCUCAUCAGAUUGGACAAUGUCAAUGUUUCCGAGUGUAUUGUAAUCGCCUAAAUUUUCAUCAACAAUGAAAAGGACAGAUGGAUAUAUGUGUAAAGCUGCUAGCAUCUCGACUACCAUGGCAGUUAUUAAACCGGUUCAACCAAAAAGAAAGCCAACAAUUGGAGUGAUGCCUAUCGAAAUGUGUGCGUCUUUCAGCCCCUAAAUGAAUUAGAAAAGAAAACUGUUUACUAGUUGAUGUAAUUAUGCCUUUUUCUCAAGCUCAUUCUCUCGGGGAACUGUGUAGACCCAAUCGUUUGCCAUCAUUGAAUUCCUUUUAGAGAUCAACUUCCAACUCAGGCUGGAGUCGUUCGUCCUUCGAACACUUCCAGAGAUUUAUUCUGUUAAGCAUCGAAUGAUAGUAACCGUGGAGCGUGAACGGAAGGAAUCAUCAUAAUUUGCAUAAACUAUGAAAUGACAUUUUUUUAAAUUUGAUGUAUUUUUUUUAAACUGAGAAUUAAGAACACUAUAAAAUGAAAGAGAUCUGAAAAUUAUUUAUCGCAAUUAGCAGUUGAUAUGACACAAUCGUGAAUCGUCAACUAAAAAUUCCAGCAAUGGCAAAGCUUAUCAAGUCCGCUUACAGUUUUUACCUUUCUUGUUUUUUCCCGCAUUUGAAUACUUCAGAAUAGCGUUAAAGCUGCCGAGAAAGUGUAUUUUUAUUAUUUGAUGGAUCUUCUAAUGAAGGUAUAAAAGUCUUUUAUUCGUUAAUAAUUUCGUUAAUAAUUUGAAUUUGAACUGAGUGGCGAAAAAAUGACGCGUACGUUUCUGUGGUUAUCUAAUCAAGAGCUUAAGAUGUUUGGUUGGUAGAUGGCGCCAGCGCCCUUUUCCCGCUUCUCCUUAAAGUAAAAUACAAAUUUCUUGUUAACGAUUAAUUCUAAGUAAAAGAAAAGUUGGUGAUUCAGUUAUUUUUUGAAUGUUUUUUUUUUCAAAUAUACUUCCGUUAAAAAAUUACAUGGCCGAAAAAUCAUCGGUAAUAUUGCCCGCUAGGUGAGUAGUCCAGUCAUGCUCCAACUCUAGUCUAGACUGUAUGUGUUAUGAUGUAAGGAAGAGACAAAGGACUAAACAAUGAACAUAAAUUAAGUCAGUAACAAUUUCUGUUACUUUUAGUACCAUGUGGUUUGUGAUAAAAUUGAUGAAAUGAUUAAGUUCAUUUUCAUCGAAGUUGUUAAAACGUCAUAAAGAAAUGGUAUUGCCAUACAAAUUGAAAUCAGAUUUCAUUGUCUAAUAAAGCAUGGUCAAAGUAAGGGCAAGCCCAUGGUGGCGAGCAUUUCAGCAAAUGAGAGUGUAGGCCUAGAUGACAUAUUUGAUAGAAAAGUGAAGUUGUCUGAGAGCUACACACAUAACAAUUUGUUGUUAUCAAGUUGAAAUGCCAAUUUAAAAAUUUCAGGUAAAGAGUGGUGAACUCAAUAGACCAAGAAAAUGAUCUAGGAACUGGAGACAAACUGAUGAACAAAAAAAUUUAUUUGGACUCGCAGGUUUUUCAUUAAGUUAUUUCCCUCAACUUCUCCCCAAUUCUCAUCC